Molecule: messenger RNA, 1440 nt
Organism: Jaminaea rosea
Lineage: Eukaryota; Fungi; Basidiomycota; Exobasidiomycetes; Microstromatales
Exons: 2
Coding region: 82-1371 (429 amino acids)
Source: RefSeq, a predicted model, not a curated record
GCACCUUUUUGCUCCUCAACAACAUCACCUUAUCGCCUAGGUCACGCCGCUUCAGAGCAGCUCCAAAGCUUCGUCGUCAUCAUGGGCGGCUCAGAUUCCACGUCUCCCCUAAUCACCGUGGGGCUGAUCCUCGCGGUCCCACUGCUCAAUCGCUACCUGCGCAGUAACCAGGCUCCAAUAUCGACCACGCCAGCCUCCCCCUCUUCUCUCAGACGGCCUUGGUAUUCUCCCCGCCUUUUCUCCCUUCGAAUUUCUCGACUCGUCUCCCUGCAUCCCUCUGAAUACCUGCUCCUCACCCUCUUCGUCACUCUUGCGACGUACCACCUUGCAGCGCUUAACCCGCUCGGGCAAUCCUAUCGAGCCUCGCGUGACCUCUUCCUUCACACCGGGCUGCCGAUCGGGGCGAGUUCGGCGAGUUUGAGAGGAAGGGUCGCGGCGUUGGGGGUCGAGGAGGUGGGGUUGAGCGGAUGGAUGAAUACGGGAGAGGUAGGCGGGAUGGGCGAGGAUGGAGGAAUAGAGUCGGCGGCGGGAGCUGCUGCAGGGGGUGAUGUCCUUGAGAGGCUGUUGAGGAGGUUGAAUAGUAUGAGCUCGAGGCAAUCCUAUCUCCUCCUGGGCCCUUCCCCACUCCUAUCGUGCAGCUACUGUACGCACCCCUCCGACCAUCAACUCUAUGCGCUCCCGCCCAUCCUCCUCCUCUACGCCCUGCACGCCCUCGCUUUCGGUCUCAGUACUGCCGCGACUACGACAUUGCGAUCACUCGACUCCCUCCGCUCCGCCUCCGCGUCAACGGUGGUAUCCUCAGCCCACUGGCGCUCCACCCUCGCCGCCCUCCUCCCCAUAAUGGCCGUCCUAGAGAUCUCAGUGGUUUUCGACUGGUACGGCUGGUCGGAGGACCAACGUAGUCCUUGGAAUCACUGGCAUGCCAAUGUCUAUCUCGCUAGACAUUGCCUGCUCCUCCUGCUGAGCGUCCUCGUCUACCUCUAUCCGCGAGCCGUACAGGCCCCAGGGCCAGGAGCACCGCCCGCUCCUGCUCGGAUCGCUCAACGGCUAGCCUUGCUGGGCGACUGUGUGUCGAAAACGUCGAGCAAUGUAUCGCUGCUCGACGUGGGGAGGGAGGUAACUUGGCGCGACGCUGAGCUGCGUGGCGCUGUCCAGGAAUGGCACGAAGGGCAAGCCCGGCUUGCAGGUGAAGAAGGCAAUGGGGGAGCAGGAGCGAUGAUGCGGCUGAGAGAAGCGCAGGACAAGGGAUGGAUACAGAGACCGCCGGAGCAGGCGCUUGUUACUACUAAGGAGCAUGUAUGGAGGAGGAUAGAUGAGGUGAAGGGCGGGGGGAAGAGGAUAGCGGCGACGAGUGGGCAACAGAAGUCGUGAUGUAGCGAGCGCGCAGGCUGCCGAUCAAUGUAAAGAUAUCGCAGUGCAUAAUUCCGUUCCUGCUCUUCG